Molecule: messenger RNA, 1461 nt
Organism: Ictalurus punctatus (channel catfish)
Lineage: Eukaryota; Metazoa; Chordata; Actinopteri; Siluriformes; Ictaluridae
Gene: cfap20
Product: cilia and flagella associated protein 20
Exons: 6
Coding region: 409-990 (193 amino acids)
Biological process (GO): positive regulation of cell motility; regulation of cilium beat frequency involved in ciliary motility; cilium assembly
Cellular component (GO): motile cilium; ciliary basal body
Source: RefSeq, a predicted model, not a curated record
AACGCAAAAAUAGUGAAGAAAAAAAGAGCUGCUCAAGUGUGGAGUUCUGACGAUAGAGAGAGUUAACGCUCGUUUUGACUAAUUUCUCAAGGAACUCUAAUAUUUAGUGACACAUAGCGACUUGGGAAAGAACUAGAACGAGAGAAGAGGAUACUGAAAUUAGUGUUGGGCAAAAUUCCUUGUUAAGAAGUUUUCAACAUAGAAAAGCUUUGGCGAUUUGUUGAGGGAUAAGAUAUUUUGUCUUUUGUUGUGGAACGUUUGCUCGGGAACCUGUUGCUACCCGGAGGAGUUAUUAAGGGCACAAACAUAGGCUUCUAGGAGCGAAGCGCUGUAAACAGAAGCGCGGUGUGCUUUAUAAAAUACAAAAAAUUAAAAAAAGAUCAAGCUGGGUUUUGAGAAUUUUUAGUUAUGUUUAAGAAUACAUUUCAAAGCGGCUUCUUGUCCAUUUUGUACAGCAUUGGGAGCAAACCUCUACAAAUAUGGGAUAAAAAGGUGAGAAAUGGCCAUAUAAAGCGUAUUACGGACAACGACAUCCAGUCGUUAGUGCUUGAGGUGGAAGGAACCAAUGUCAGCACGACCUACAUCACAUGUCCUGCAGAUCCGAAGAAAACCCUGGGCAUCAAACUCCCCUUCCUGGUCAUGAUCAUCAAGAAUCUGAAGAAAUAUUUCACAUUUGAAGUUCAGGUAUUGGAUGAUAAAAACGUGCGGCGGAGAUUCAGAGCCAGUAACUACCAGAGCACCACACGGGUGAAGCCCUUCAUCUGCACCAUGCCCAUGCGGCUGGACGACGGCUGGAACCAGAUCCAGUUCAACCUGUCGGACUUCACACGGAGAGCGUACGGCACCAACUACAUCGAGACGCUGCGAGUACAGAUCCACGCGAACUGUCGCAUAAGAAGAGUGUACUUUUCCGAUCGACUGUACUCCGAGGACGAGCUGCCGGCAGAGUUUAAACUCUAUUUGCCGGUUCAAAACAAAGCAAAGCAGUAACGUGGCACGUCUGAACCUUUCCUCGAUUCCUGCAGUUUUUCCCCCUCACCAAAUUUCCAGUCAUGUGACUUUGCCUUGUUUAGUUUAGGCUUUUUUUUUUUUCUUCCUGUGUUGUAUGUUUUAUAUGCCCAAUGUGAGCGGAGAAUUCAGCCCGAAAUGUGAAUUCAGCAUUCAGAGCAACAAAAGUAACAUAUUAUAUUUGUGUGCGUGUGUGUGUGUGCGUGCGUACGUGCGUGCGUGUGUGUGUGUGUGUGUGAUACACAUGAAAGACAUCAUUGGCUUGACCAGCUUUAUUUUCUUAACCGGAACUUCAGCUGCCACAAUACGUCGGAACGUACGUAGGAACGUAGCAAUGAUCUGUACAUCAUUAUGUUAAAGGUUGUGGGCGGAAAUUGUGCGUUUUAUAGAUUUUUCUUUUUUUUCUUUUUUUUUGGCACCUGUCACUAAAAUAAACCUCCUUAUAAAACCAAA